CGCUAAUCAUUACAGGUCUUGACGAUAUUUUUCCCAAAUACUGAAUGUCGAAAUAAAUGCAGCAACAAGUGUAGCAGCGUACAGGGGAAUACAACUGCGUGGGAGUUCCUCUGGCCUGGGGAUGCUCCGGGGAGCUCUACCGCUCAGCGAGUCGCCCACGUUCUCCUCAGCCGCUGCUCCCAGAGAGCGCCCCAGCCUUGAGUUACGGACUCGGAACCAUCUCUUGCUCCGUGUCGGUUCACCGGUGCCGCAGGGCUUUGCCCACCGCGCGCUGCUUUACAGCAGGGCAGCGCUUCCCCAGGCAUCUUUGCUCCGUCCUCACAUCCCACCGCAAGUCUGCGGCUACUCAGAGAGAGCCGCAAUUCCCAGGGACAGGCGGGACACCCCGGCACGCGGGCGAGGGGCCGCUGCCUCCCUUCCGGGCACCGCCCCGCGGGCCCGGCUCGCCCUAUUAGAGCGCCUGCCUCUUACCCCGCGGCAUUCUGGGAGCUGUAGUCCAGGGCCGGCAAGCCCACGCGGCUGGCUACCCUCGACGAACUGCACUACCCAGAAAGCUCUACGGCGGCGACGCCCCGGGUCUGGGAGCAGCACGGACUCCAGCUAUCCCGGGAUGGCUGCUGGGGUGCCUCCCGAUGCGCUGGGUCGGCGGGUCUCCUGUGGCACCGACUAUGGGACUGUGCGCUAUGUGGGCAGCGUGUCUCGUACAGCAGGAAUUUGGCUGGGCGUGGAAUGGGAUGAUCCUCAGAGGGGAAAGCAUGAUGGCAGCUAUGAAGGAACACAGUAUUUUAAGUGCAGGCAUCCUAAAGGAGGAUCAUUCAUCCGGCCAAACAAGGCAAAUUUUGGAGUAGAUUUUCUUACUGCAGUAAAGGAUCGGUAUGGAUUGAAUGAUAAGCAAGAUGUUCAAUAUGGGACAGAGAAUACAGUAGUAUUUGGAACAAAGACUGUGGAAUUUGUUGGCAUGGAUUCUGUUGCAGAACAGCAAAGACAACUGAACAAACUGGUGGAUAUCUCGGUGCGUGAGUGUGCAGUGAGCCAUGCUGGUCGGGAAGAGGAAAUCAGCAGAACGUGUGCCAACAUGAGGCAUAUAAACCUAUCAAAAAAUCUGAUAUCAUCUUGGGAGACAGUAGUAGCUAUUGCUUCUCGAGUUCAAAAUCUGGAAACACUUAAUGUCAGUGAAAACAAAAUGAGAUUUCCAUCUACAUCAACUUUUAUAUCCAGUGGAUUUUCAAACUUGAAGAUUCUGGCACUUAAUCAAACUGGAAUAACAUGGACAGAGGUUCUUCUUUGUGCUCAAGGAUGGCCAGUACUUGAAGAGUUGUACCUUUCUUCUAAUAAUAUUACAGUUUUGGAAAGGCCUGAUACUGUCCUGCAGACCCUGAAGUUGUUAGACCUUUCAGACAACCAGUUACUGGAUGGAAAUCAGCUGCAUCUAAUAGCACAGCUCCCCAGAUUAGAACAGCUAAUACUUAGAAACACUGGGAUAUCUUCUAUACACUUUCCUGAUGCUGGAUUUGGAUGCAAGACUAAAAUGUUUCCUUCGCUAAAACGCCUUGCAAUAAAUGACAAUAAAAUAUCACAGUGGUCAUCUAUCAAUGAGCUUGAUAAACUGCCAAGUUUGCGGGCACUGCAGUGUAACAAUAACCCCUUCACGGACACAGAGAAGAACCCAGAGACCCUGAUACAGCUCAUUAUUGCCAAGAUAAGUCAGUUGGAGGUUUUGAACAACUGUGAGAUCCUUCCUGCUGAAAGAAGAGGAGCAGAGCUUGAUUAUCGCAAAAUAUUUGGAAAGGACUGGUUAGAAGCUGGUGGGCAUUGGAACCCAGAGAAAAACAAACCAAGUGAAGAAUUUCUUGCUGCCCAUCCCAGAUACCCAGCACUUUGUCUUAAAUAUGGAGCACCUGAAGAAGGAGAACUGAAGGGACAGCAGCCUUUGACUCUGAAAAAUCAGCUCCUGACUUUGACAAUUAAGUGUCCUGAGAAACCCGAACAGAAGCCAGUGGAGAAAAAGCUACCAGAGUCUAUGACUAUUCAGAAGGUCAAAGGACUCCUGUAUCGCCUACUUAAAAUUCCUGGUUCAGAACUGAAACUGUCCUAUGAAAGUUCUAAAUUGGAAGGAAAAGAAGUUGAACUAGACAAUGACUUAAAGCCUUUGCAGUUUUACUCAAUAGAAAGUGGAGACUGUGUGUUAGUACGGUGGUAAGAAGGGACUCUCUUGCUGGACUGAAGGAAAAGCUGACACAGGAACUGCAGAAGAGAGACAGACACACGGACAGCCUGUGCCUGAACACACAUACAGGUGAAUAUGAGUUUCACACGUGGCACCAGAGGGCUGUACAUUUGUACUUUCAGCUCCUGAACUUGAUCGUCAGCCUCCAUGAAAACAUCUGCUCGUUUGUCUUACUGGAGAGAUACCAAAUAGUGCUUAAAUGCUUCAAUUAAAUAAAGCUCAAGGUAACCCUUUUGCCAAGAUUUUA
Molecule: messenger RNA, 2474 nt
Organism: Corvus hawaiiensis (hawaiian crow)
Lineage: Eukaryota; Metazoa; Chordata; Aves; Passeriformes; Corvidae
Gene: TBCE
Product: tubulin folding cofactor E
Exons: 17
Coding region: 122-2200 (692 amino acids)
Biological process (GO): protein folding
Molecular function (GO): alpha-tubulin binding
Source: RefSeq, a predicted model, not a curated record